Rhinocladiella mackenziei CBS 650.93 is the source of this 1743-nucleotide messenger RNA. RefSeq lists its product as uncharacterized. Gene Ontology annotation, biological process: regulation of DNA-templated transcription. Bases 1 to 1743 code for a protein of 580 amino acids. Lineage: Eukaryota; Fungi; Ascomycota; Eurotiomycetes; Chaetothyriales; Herpotrichiellaceae. The record is from RefSeq and is a predicted model, not a curated record. Gene Ontology annotation, molecular function: DNA-binding transcription factor activity, RNA polymerase II-specific; zinc ion binding. The transcript is spliced from 2 exons.
AUGACAUAUCCAAGCGCGGGAUGCGAAACAUGCAAGAGCCGACGAAUCAAGUGCGACGAAACCAAACCAACAUGCAAACGCUGCAAGAAAUCCCGCCGUGUCUGCCUCUGGGGCCAAUCCACCGAUCAGACCUACUUUUCGAUCCACAAUGAAAACCGCUAUGCCAGCGGGAACACCAAACGCCCUCGCGGUCCUCGUUCGGCCUUGACGGGUACCCACCAUCACCAUCACCAUCACCACCACCACCAACAUAGCUCCAACACGCCGCAGCAGGGGCAGCAGUUACAGCAGUAUCGCUCCCUACACAUCGACCUCUCCACCCGCGCUUUAGUAUACUAUCUCCACUACUACCUCGCCAAACCGUACGCCCAAGACACCGUGCCUAGCAUCUCACGGGGCCUUCACGACCACCUGGGCUCCUGGCUCUCCGGCACCAAGCACUGCAAUCCGCUCGUCGACCUAGCGAUCUCAUCCAUGGCCCUCGCCGUCUUCGCGCGCACUCAACACCACCCGCCGGCCGCCAUAGAAGCCAGUGCUAAGUACCAGCGUCUCCUGGCCAUGAUGCGCACCAGUAUCAGCAGCCCAAACUUGGUCGACGACGCGAAGAACAUCGACGACUGUCUCUUGGCCAUUUUCUUCAUGAGCCGUUUUGAGGACUCGAACCAUUGCAGAUUCGACAUGGCCCAUGGCAACGGGAAGGUCAUGAGGUUAGCGGAUUACUCGCCCAACAGCUACGCGCAUCACGAUGGGGCCCUGGCGAUUUUGAAGAUUUGGAAGGAGCACCACUGUCCUCACCAGUAUUUAGCCCACAGCCAAAGUCCCAAGCAGGCGGCGCCAUCGGAGAUCAUCAAGUACCUGAGACGCGGGAUGAUUAGGUCGGCGGUGCUUAGACAUCUCGCGUUGCCCGAAUGGUUGUGGGAGGGCCGGUGGUAUGGCGAGAAGGGUUUGGAUCUGGGCUAUGAUCGCGCCAUCGUUCGAAUCGUCAAUUUGCGUCGUGAACUGGCCGUCCUUGUCCAGCGUCAGUCACACACGCAGACUCUAUCUCACGAGAUGUUGCUCGCGGCGGACAAACUGAAUGAUGAAGCCCGAGACAUCGACACGGAAUUGCACGAGUGGACGAGCCGGUUCCCUCGGGCUUGGUCUUAUCAGAAACAUACCCUGACGGCCACAGAUCCUCAUCUCGGGGACGGGAACAGCAGGAACGGAGAAAAGGAACAUUUCUACUCGUCGACGGUCUACAGCUACGCGAGUCCCGCGCAUCCGGCUGCUUGGAUUCUAUAUUUCGCCACCAGAAUGCUAAUCAAUAAUGCACGAUUGAAGAUUCUGGGACUGCUACUAUGUCCACAACGCCGUCAACCAACGCCUCACUCAAACCUGGAGGGUGAGAGUGAUGCCUACGAAUACGAGAAACAGCGGCAGGAGUGUCUGUCACGCUUGAACGCGACGGCAGAUGACUUGGCAUCCAGUAUACCGUUCAUCCUGGAGAGGUUUAAAGUCAAAGAAAAAGAUGACACCGGCUCGUCCGACUAUUCAGAUCAGAAUCAAAUCAUAUUCAACACCGACAAGGAAAUCAAGCCUUAUCUGGCGACGCUCGCAGCGUGGCCUUUGAGCAUUGCUUCGUGCCUUGACGGGUUGGACCUCAAGCAGAGAUUAUGGUUUGGAUCCGAACUCGCGAGCAUCGGCAGAAUACUUGGGGUGGGCGUCUUUGAAUUCGCCGUGACGGAUCAAUGGUUGAAGCUCUAG